GUGGGGAAGGGAAAAAAGGUGAAUACAUGUCAAAUAUUUCAAGGCUGCGGUGUGAUGAUUUCAAUUUUAAUAAACGUGAUAAAGAUUGUAUCAAAUAAACCAUUUUGACAUUCUGUUGGACGGUGCGUCCUUUCGGCAUUUUUAAUGAUAAGUUCGCACAAGAAAAGAUCGACCGCCGAAAGUUCAUAACAAAGGUUGGUCUAUCGGGAAUUAAGAUGGGUUAUUAUUGUACCGUGCCACAAUGCACCUCGCUCGCCGGCAAGACGAAGAACGUGAAGUUCCACCGUUUUCCUCGUGAUGUGAUAAUGGCAGACAAGUGGAAUUUAAUACUGAAACGCGGCAAGCCGUACACGAAAUACUCAAAAGUAUGCAGUCUGCAUUUCACCCAAGCUGACUACAACGUCACAACAAUGGGUAAGAAUAAAGGUCAAUGGAAAACCUUGUCGAAGGACGCGGUUCCGUCACAGAACCUGCCCAAGUUGAACCCCGACGGCACAGUGAUGGUCAUAAGGAAGAGUCGCACGGUGAAAUACAAGGAGAGCAAAAAGGAAGAUCACAGUAUCGGUGAUAAAGUAGAGAAAUGGUCAAAUGUAAGUCAAACGACAUUGUCGCUGACCGGGGACGGUCUGCCGCCAGAACAACAAGACAACAACCUAGUAUAUCGUCUACAAGCGUUAAAUUCGAUAGCGAACAACAUGACACAGCCGCAGAGCAUACCACAGAACCAGGCACAGAGUCAAAUGAAACCGAAGAAACAGGACGCGAUUAUGCAAACCGACCCCGUGCUCUCCGAGGAAGACGACAACCCGCAGAACUACAGCGAAUCUGAGAAGUCGAUGAACCAGGAGAUGGAUUACAGUCAGUUCAAGGAGUCGUACGACCCCGAGCUGAACAAAUACGACAUGCCCAAGGACUUCUCCAAGUUAGCCGAUGACUACAUCCCUCAGACGAACGAGGAGUACAACAAGGAGGCCGAGAAGUAUGCCCUGGAAAGGAAGUCACACAACAGCUACGAAAAAAUCGAUUACCAGAAGUCGGUACUCGAGAACGGAUACCCGAAAAUACAGGACGUAUACAGCGGCUACAUAGACAAGGAGUAUCAGAACAGACCGGACUUCGUGUACCAGAGCCCGUACCCGGACAGCGUCGAGAUACUGCGGAACCAGCAGCACAACUUGCAGAUAUUGCAGGAGCAGCACAGGAUCAACGAGAACCAGAACUUCUUCAACGAGAACCAUAUAAAGCAGGAGAUCGACUUCGGCAACGACGAGGAGAAGUUCAUUUAUGAACAGAAUAAAGAUCAAAUUGACCAAAACGCUAUGUACGAUAGUCAAAGGCGAGUCAUCGAUCAACAGAGGAUCUUGGAACAGAUACAGCAGCAAGUGAAGCAGGAACCGGAAACUCCCAGCGGCUGCGAGGGCGCGCUGCAGCCGCAGAGCAGUCCGUACUUCCCCCCGGCGGGCGCGGGGGGCGCGGCGGGCGCGGCGGGCGCGGAGGGCUGCGCGCGGCCGGGCCCCGAGCUGCUCAUCGCCAAGCAGAACGCGCUCGCCGCGCACACGCAGCUCUGGCAAAACACAAUGAAACGGCCGUUCUUUUACAGCGAGAGUCCGCACUAUAACUCAUCUCAGCUCUUGCAUCGAUAUGAGGUGAGGAAUGAUGAUUUAAGCAGAAUUCUACAGUGAUGAGAGACAUUCCAAAGUUGAUGAUGAAAAUAAAUAAUAUAAAUGAGUAAAAUUAUUAUUUUGUAAGCGACGAUAAUCUCUCGGUGUUUUUUUUUUUAAAGUUUAUUUUUAAUUUUUAUAUACAUAUGUAUUAUGUAUAAAUUGUAAAUAAAUUUUUAUUUUAUAUCAUAUAUUGUAUUAUAUGACAUUUAAAGCGAACACGUUUUACGGUUUUAACGUUAAUUUUGGCGGCAAUUUUGACAUUGAUGUUUUUUUUUUAAUUUAAUAGCGCAUUUUAAAGUUCUCUUUUUUUUUUUAAAUAAGUUGUGUAUUUAAUGCCAUUACAUAUAUGAUAUCAUGGCAGCUUAUAAUAAUCACAUUUUUCAGUAAUGAUAAGUACAUUUUUAUUGUAAUAUUUUAGUACAAAAAUGAUUAUUAUUUUAAUUUAUUUAUAUAUCUAGUGAAAACUUUAACAUGUGCUGUUAAAUCGUGCGCACGAAUCUGCGCUCGUUUGGAGAAUGUGAAUGCUUUAUCGAAUUCGAAUAUAUUUUUUUAUGCGAUCGAGCAGCACGUGUGAAGAUUGUUGCCGUAUUAUUUUCAAGAUUUUAUUUUUAUUCAUACAUAUAUAUAUAUUUAUAUUUCAAAAAUCUGAUUGUUUUUAUUUUAUAGGAUUAUGUAUAGAUUUGUUUUAUAUUUUAUUUUAUAUAAUUUUAACAUUAUUUAUACAAUAUAGUACAGUGUAGUUACCAUUUCGAAAUCGCAUUUUAUGCGUCGUCCUCGACACAGGUCUCCGCGGUUGCGUGAAUACUCCUUGAGAUUGCUGUGUCGGUUUCGAUGAAGCUCUAUAAUCAAGUGUAAACGGUUAGGAAAGUGAUAUUUUAUCGAAUUUACGUGGCAAUUAUAAGUAAAUGGAAGUUUAGUGUAAGUCUUAAUUCUUUUUCGUCACAAUUGGAUAUAAAUGUUUUUUUUUUUUUUUGAUAAAUCUAGACUUAGAUCUUGCCAAAGUUUUUUUUAACGUUGCACAAGACAUACUCUGGAGUAGAGGGAUGUUUUUUUUUUUUAAGUUUCUUCGGAAUCUGGGAUUUUAGAGAACUGUCAAAAUGUUUGGAGAAAUAUUUUUUUUGUUUUGAUCGGAAUUUGUACAAAGUUGACAAGUAAAUGUAGAAUAACCGCCUCGUUUGUAAAGAUAUGAUUUGGAUUUAUUUUUAAACUAAGGGUUUCGGCGGUUGCGUGUUCGGUAAUAUUUCGGAUGUUUCGAAUGCAUUUUAAUUGUUGAUUUUGUUUACGUAUUGUAUAAUUUCUAUAUUGGAACGAUCUGUAAGGGUACGUCCACACAGCGGUCCGUUUUAUCUGAUACGUUUUUAUUCGUCACGAGUUACACGAGAGUAUUCCAGAUCACGUAAUAAAUACCGAUCAGAUAAAUAAACAUUCGCGUUACAGGUCUCUCAGACAGGUAUAAGAAUGUCUAGAAAUACAGCGGUCCGUGUGAAUGUGCCCUAAUGCCAGGUGCAGAUUGUGUUGUCAGCAUUCCCUUCGACAGUAUCUAGACGUGUGACGGACGACGUCUACUGUUUUAAAUUAUUUAUAGUACUUCAGAAUAAAUAUUGUACAUCGGCAAACAUCGGAAACGACGGUGUUGUACUUUACGAAAUCAACUGUCAAAGUACACUUGAAGUGGAAAGUGUCUUGCGUUUCUGUUGCCGACCGGUGCGAGCGAGACAGCAAAUGAAUAAGACGCAUACGACUGCGUGUAGCCUCGUCGUGUCUUAUGCGACUUCGAUGCAUAAUACUAAUUCUCAAGUACUGUACGACUGUAUUAUAUAUAUUUUGAAAUCAAUUUCGUAAAUCGGCGUCGUGAUAUACUAACAUUUAUAUUAUAUAUGUUAUUUAGUUUGUUUCGUCGUCUCGUUCGUGCGCGAAAAGAUAAUCUUUUUGUAUGUAAUGUUAAGGAUAUAGUUUUUCUUUUUGGUGCUCUUUUAAAUAUUCUUAUUUCCGAAAUGUUCUUGCAUUUUCAUAGGACCAUAUGAGUACAAUAUUUUUUUUUUUUUAAAUAAUAAUUCGUAUUCGUGACGCACACGUAGAGGAAACGCUAGUUUUUCGUCGAAAUUUUUUUUUGUUAGUGUUAAAGAAUUAUUUACUUAGUGUUUAAGAUUAGAUCGCGGGGAGGAGGGGGGGGGGGAGCGCGCGCAAUUUUUUGUUUUUUCGGAUUUUUGAUAUCAAAAUUGUGAUGUAUAAAUCGGAUAUUUAUAUGAGAGUAAUUAUAAAAAAGAUUAUAUUUUUUAUCUGUGCGCUCUUUUAGACCAAAGCUGUGAAUUAAUGUAAAGAACGUUAAGAGUGAUUCGAUUGUAUAGUUUUACUUGAGUAAAGGAAUUGUUCACUCACGAGACGAAUUUAUGAUAAAUACUUGGAUAAGGUGUUCCUGGGCAGCCUGCCUUUCUUUUAAGCUGGCACUUAGAUUCGUCAAAUAUUGUCUUUAUAACUUGAUGAUAUUAUAAUGAACGAAAUAUAACUCGCGUGUGUACGGUCAGCACAAAAAAAUAUUAUUGAUGUGUGCGCACACACCGACAAGUGUUUCAAUGUGAUUUUGCGUUAUGCGCUAUAUUUAUGAAAUAAAGGAAUAUUAUAUGAUCAAAUGGGUCCAUACACAUUGUCGUGUCCACUCAAUGUAUUUAUGCUAAGCGGAGUGUCGCCAUAAAUAACAAAAUUUGUUUUCAUUAAUUUCAAUUUUUAGCUAAAAGAAAUAUUAUUUACACUUUGAAUAAUAAAAGCCUCGUUUUAUAAGAAACGCCGUUGCCGGAGAACAUCUAUUUAUAAUAAUAUAUUUUCUUUUUUUUUCUUAAAUUGAAAGUAAAACUAUAUCGUCGGAUGUGCAUUAUAGUUUUUUUGUGAACGUCCCAAAAAUUUUUGUUUUAAUUUUAUGUUAUAUUUUGUCGUGAACGUUUUCAAGGGUACUUAACUAUCUUGUACUGUGAAGCCGAUAUCUGUGUCUACAUUUUUGGAAUUUUCACAAAGAAAGGUAAAUACAACAAAUCUUUAGUGUUUAAGGAAGAGAUGUUAAUUGCUAGAAACAACAUUUUGUUUAUAUAUUUUUUACAGCAGUGGCCAUUUCAAAUAAAAUAAGUGGAAAAUCA
Messenger RNA from Vanessa atalanta (red admiral), 4792 nucleotides. RefSeq lists its product as uncharacterized. The transcript has 8 exons. Bases 216 to 1682 code for a protein of 488 amino acids. Gene Ontology annotation, molecular function: sequence-specific DNA binding. Lineage: Eukaryota; Metazoa; Arthropoda; Insecta; Lepidoptera; Nymphalidae. The record is from RefSeq and is a predicted model, not a curated record.